Molecule: messenger RNA, 1731 nt
Organism: Miscanthus lutarioriparius
Lineage: Eukaryota; Viridiplantae; Streptophyta; Magnoliopsida; Poales; Poaceae
Source: the annotation of a GenBank genome assembly
AUGCCACCCAUACCCAAGAGAGCCGAGCAUCUCCUCGUCCUCCUAAUUGUCGCAUUCGCUGCCGCCGCCACUAGCGCUGCCUCCGACGCCGCCGCCAGCGCCGUCCCCUUCUACCCCUCCGCGGAGGCCGCGGCCGCCGCGCACUGCGACGGCACGCUGUACCCGGAGCUCUGCCUGUCCACACUCGCGGACAUCCCGGACCUGCACAAGAAGCCCCUCCCGGACGUCAUCUGCGCCGCCGUGAACCGCACCGAGGACGUCGUGACCGCCACCGCCACCAACUGCUCAUCCUACCUACAGGAUAGGUCCCUCUCGGCGCGGGACCGCCUCGCCAUCAACGACUGCCUGGAGCUGCUAUCCACCACCAUGGACGAGCUCCGCGCCACGACCGCCGACCUCGAGUCCCCCGCCGGCAGGAGCUCCGGGUCCGGGAACGGCUCCGCGGCCCGGUCGCUGGGCGCCAGGCGCGCGACGAUGGACCACGUCAUGACGGUGCUCUCCGCGGCCAUCACCAACCAGUACACCUGCCUCGACGGCUUCGCGUACCAGAACGGCGGGCGGGUGCGGCCCUACAUCGAGCCGACCUUCCACCACGUCUCCCGCAUGGUGAGCAACUCGCUCGCCAUGGCCAAGAAGCUGCCCGGCGCCAGCCCCUCCUCCGCGCCUACGCCGUCGCCGACCGCAGCGACGGCGCGGCAGCCAUUCACGGGGUACGGGCAGAUGGUGAAGGGGUUCCCGCGGUGGGUGCGUCCCGGCGACCGGCGGCUGCUGCAGGCCCCGGCGACGGCCAUCGCCGCGGACGCGGUGGUGGCCAAGGACGGGAGCGGGGGCUACACGACGGUGUCGGCGGCCGUGGCGGCGGCGCCGACCAACUCGAAGAAGCGGUACGUGAUCUACAUCAAGGCCGGGGCGUACAUGGAGAACGUGGAGGUCGGGAAGAAGCACGUGAACCUGAUGUUCGUCGGCGACGGCAUCGGCAAGACCGUCAUCAAGGCCAGCCGCAACGUCGUGGACGGCUACACCACCUUCCGCUCAGCCACAGUCGCUGUGGUGGGCAACAACUUCUUGGCACGCGACCUGACGAUCGAGAACUCGGCCGGCCCGUCGAAGCACCAGGCGGUGGCGCUCCGCGUGGGCGCGGACCUGUCGGCGUUCUACCGCUGCAGCUUCGUGGGCUACCAGGACACGCUGUACGUGCACUCCCUCCGGCAGUUCUUCCGCGACUGCGACAUCUACGGCACCAUCGACUUCGUGUUCGGCAACGCCGCCGCCGUGCUGCAGGACUGCAACCUGUACGCGCGCAAGCCGCUGCCCAACCAGAGCAACAUCUUCACGGCGCAGGGGCGGGAGGACCCCAACCAGAACACGGGCAUCUCCGUCCACAGGUGCAAGGUGGCGGCGGCGGCGGACCUCGACUCCUCCGCCACCAAGACCUACCUGGGCCGGCCGUGGAAGCAGUACUCCCGCACGGUGUUCCUGCAGUCGGAGCUGGACUCGCUCAUCGACCCGGCCGGCUGGCUCGAGUGGAACGGCAACUUCGCGCUCGACACGCUCUACUACGGCGAGUACAUGAACACGGGGCCCGGCGCCGGGACGUCCGCCCGGGUCAAGUGGAAGGGGUACCGUGUCAUCACCAGCGCGUCCGAGGCCAGCGCCUUCACCGUCGGCUCCUUCAUCGACGGGGACGUCUGGCUCGCCGGCACGUCCAUCCCCUUCACCACCGGCUUGUGA